Magallana angulata is the source of this 1107-nucleotide messenger RNA. Its product is annotated as ras-like GTP-binding protein Rho1. The transcript has 3 exons. Gene Ontology annotation, biological process: small GTPase-mediated signal transduction. Lineage: Eukaryota; Metazoa; Mollusca; Bivalvia; Ostreida; Ostreidae. Gene Ontology annotation, molecular function: GTP binding; GTPase activity. The record is from RefSeq and is a predicted model, not a curated record. Bases 161 to 742 code for a protein of 193 amino acids.
GAAACAGAUAUUUUUCAAUUAUUCUACAAUAAAUAAAUCUCCUCAAGGAAGAAAAUGGGAUGUGGGUAAAUGUUUGAAACUCGGUGUAUUAAAUGAUAGACGUUACAUAAGAUUUUCAUGCGGGCUUUUUUGAAAUAAGAUUUACAGAAUUUGUUGAAAAAUGGCAGACAUAAAAAAGAAGUGUCUUUUAGUGGGAGAUGGUGUUUGUGGUAAAACCUGUCUCUUCAUGGUCUUCAGCAAAGACGAGUUCCCAGAAAGCUACAGUAAUCCUAUAUUUGAAAAAUAUGUAACUGACUAUGAAGUUGAUGGAAAGCAGAUUGAGUUAACAGUACAGGAUACUCCGGGACAGGAGGAUUACGGCAGAUUGCGUACAAUGCACUAUACGGAUACUGACGUCGUACUUAUAUGCUUCUCCAUAGACAGCCACAGCACUUUAGAAAGUGUUCAAGCAAACUGGGUACCAGAAGUCAAUGACUUCUGUCCCAAUGCUCCCAUUGUUCUGGUAGGCAUCAAGAAAGACACAAGAAACGACCCCAGUGAAAUAAAGCGACUCCAUGAAAUGAAACGGGAACCGGUCACAUCACAAGAGGGUCAGGCGAUGGCCAAAGAAAUCCAAGCUUUUGCUUACAUUGAGUGCUCGGCUAAAUCGAAAGAGGGAGUGAAGGAGGUUUUUGAAACGGCCGCAAGGGCGGCUCUUCAAGUCAAGAAAAGAAAGAAAGAAAAGAAGUGUUUAUUGUUUUAGGACUACAUGUGUUUGGAGAUUGUUGAACUUUUGUAUAUUGUAAAUUUCUAACUUUCUUAUGUUAAAAAGUAAAAUCAGUGAGGUUGUGCAAAUUAUGAAAAAACAAACGAAUCUUCGAUACAAUUGUAUAUCAAAAUGCUUACAUUGUAAACUCUCACAUUGUAGCUUUGUGAAUUUUAAGAUAAAAAAAAGUUGAAAGGCUAAUUUUCCUGCGUCGAAUCCGACAAAAAUUCAGUUCGACCAUUAUUAUUUUAAAACACUUGCUGUAUCAUGAUCUUUGCAAAUUUAUAUUAAAUUGUUGCACUGUAGAUUUAAGAUCGAAUUUGUUUUGUGGAGUUUGUACGGCUGAGAUGAAAAAUAAUGAU